CUUUUCUUCCUUGAUAACUCCCUUCCCCCUUUCCUCCGUUUACUUUUUAAUUGAUCUCACUUACAAAAGUCUAAUUGGUACAGUGGCUUUUGAUUCCCACCGUCCCCCCAUUUUUCUUUUCUCUUUCUUUUUGUUUUAUUGAUUCUUUUUGCCUUGUCGUUGUUUUGCUUUCAUUCCUUCUACGCUCUCUUCCUCCCUCCGUUCAAGGCAACGAAAACAUAGCUUACUAUUCUCAACUCGAUAUCUACUUUUGAUGGAUUACGCCUCAAUUCGGCUGAAAGGAUUUAUUCAAACACAUGAAAAUUUAAAACAUGCAAUUGCUGGUGCUGGCGCUGGAGUUGUCUCGUCUAUGGUAGUCGUACCUUUAGAUGUUGUCAAAACACGGUUACAAAACCAAGGCAAAGCGAAACCUGGUACACUUUUAUAUCGAGGAACAGUUGGUACCUUAUCGAGGAUCUGGAAUGAAGAAGGUAUUCGUGGGCUUUAUCGUGGACUUGGGCCGACUAUCUUUGGUUAUCUUCCUACAUGGGCUAUCUAUUUUACAGCAUAUGAUUACUGUAAAGCACAAUGGAGUAAGGACUUUGAUGGAACUGGACAUGAAUGGUUGGUACAUAUACUUUCUGCAAUGACUGCUGGUGCAACUUCUACAUCUUUAACAAAUCCAUUAUGGGUCAUUAAGACAAGAUUUAUGACACAAAGUGAUAAAACACCAUAUCGCUACAACAAUACGAUACAUGCUUUCCGGACAAUUGCAAAAGAGGAAGGUAUUCGUGGAUUUUAUAAAGGGUUGGGUCCAUCACUGAUUGGCGUUAGUCAUGUUGCUGUUCAAUUCCCAUUAUAUGAAAAGAUGAAAUCAUGGUUUGCUCAAACCGAUGCUACUGCUGGCAACACUGGAAUUUUAUUGGCAUCAUCUUUAUCCAAGAUGGCGGCAAGUACAGCAACUUAUCCACAUGAGGUGAUCCGUACUCGAUUACAAAAUCAAACCAUCAAACCAUUCAAAUACAAGGGAAUCAUUCAUGCAUUCAAAAUCAUAUUAGAAGAAGAAGGAUAUCGUGGAUUUUAUAAGGGAAUGCCAACCAACUUAUUACGAACUGUACCCUCCUCUGCGUUGACCAUUUUGACCUAUGAAGUGAUUGUUCAUCGGCUGGAUAUAUUGAAAAACUCGUAGAUAGCUUACCUUCCAUCUUUUUUUUUUAUAUAUAUUUAUUCUUUUUAUUUGUAGCUAUUAUUAUCAUUCUCUCAUUCUUGUUUUUCAUUUUAUAAUUUUAUACAUACAUUUUACACAUACACACUUUUAUAUUCUUAUUACCAUCUUUACAUCAUCUGCUUUUAUUUUCUCAAUGACCAUCAGAAUAGUUCUUUCAUCUCAUACCAAUUCAAUUCCUCCCUGUUCGCCUUUUAUUUUUAAUCAUGCAUUGUAAAAAAGAAAUAUUCACAAUACCUCCCCUCCGUAGAUUGAUUUUAUUUUAUUAAAAUAUAUGAAAAACUAAUUGAAAAAAAAUUUUUUUUUUGCUUUUGUAGUAGUUCGUUAUAAACGCAAGCGUUUAACCGUCGCGGAUGUUUGUUAUCCGGAUUAUUGAUGCAAACGAGAGAA
Molecule: messenger RNA, 1594 nt
Organism: Halteromyces radiatus
Lineage: Eukaryota; Fungi; Mucoromycota; Mucoromycetes; Mucorales; Cunninghamellaceae
Product: mitochondrial carrier domain-containing protein
Exons: 8
Coding region: 254-1168 (304 amino acids)
Biological process (GO): NAD transmembrane transport
Molecular function (GO): NAD transmembrane transporter activity
Source: RefSeq, a predicted model, not a curated record